AUGCCAAAAGCGAAUGUAUGUUCAGAAGUAACAAUAUCAAACAUCCGGCUGGCAGUACGUCAAGCAGUUGCAGACUUUUGUGCCAACCCGGAACGAACGGUUGAAAGUAUCGUAAAUGCUAAAUUUGAAAAUUUCGUUGAACCAAUUCAGCGCCUCAUUGUAGCUCGUCUUGAAAGUAUAUACACAUUUGCAGUUUAUAUAUUUCAGCACAGCAUAUUGUCACCCUCAAACGAACCACCAUCGUCCGAAUCUGUGUUGAGAUUUUUGAGCGAACAUAACGAUGAAUCAGAGAAAGAUAUUGUGCAACGUUUUGAAAAAGAUAAUGCUUCGUCGCGAAAACAUAUCCACAAACAUUGGCAGGAAUUUAGAACUUCUCCUCUAAUGCCAGUUAAUCCACCAGCUCCAACUAUCGAUAUUCCGCGUUUGGAUAAUCUUACUAGUGGUCAUUCAUCAAGGGACAAUACAAAUAGAAGACGUCGAGAAUCGUCCAAAAAUCCACAAAAUUCAAACUCUUUUUCUUUCUCAAAAAGUACUUCAACUACAUCAUAUACAUCAAGUAAUUCAUCCUUAUCAUCUAAUGGUUCGCUAUUACAAACAAUUCAGAAAAGCGAACACAAACAAAAAUUGUUACCUAUAAGGAAGUCGAGUACUACUUCAUCGCGCAGUGUUACUGAGCGAUCAUCUCAAUACGUGAGAAGUAAUAGCAGUGUAAAUGUGAAUGACGAAGUUUUGGUAGAAAUUAGGAAAACAGCCGAUGUUUCACUUCCUGUCGUUUUGAAAGAAAAAUUCGUACCGAGUGUUCCAUUGAAGGAAGCAACUAUAUAUUCAACGUCAACAAAUGAAAAAUCAGAAAUGCCAAUCAGUUUACGUUCAGAUGAAGAUAAAGUGACAGUGCAGUACAUUCCAACAAAAAUUCCAACAACAGAUGCAGCUGUUUCCACGGAUCCUGUAUUAAUAGAUAAUCAAUCAGUAGAGAAGGUUGAAGUGGGUGUCAAUACCAUUAUAGAAAUUAGUAGCAACAUGGCGGAUGGUAGUUCAAGUUCAAAUACAACAUCUGAUAAUAGCGCCGGACAGUUACCAAAGCGAUUUUUUGACAUUGUUUUACAAAGGCCUUCAUUGAGGAUUGUAUCUUUACGACCAGACGGAAGUAUUGUCCCUACAAUUAAUUCAGCUUCACCAAAUUUUCCCAGUAUCCGAGAAUGGACACCACUGGCUAAUGAAGGGAGCGCAGAAAAAUCAGACGUAGCUUCAGAAGCGGAGCUUUGCAACAUGGCAAGUGAAUCAAACUUAAUUCAUUCAGGAGACAGUGGAAUGGAAAAGUUAGAUAGUGUCUCAGCAUCAGCAUCACGACCUGACCCUUUCGAAGAAGAUUUAAAUACUCUGGCGAACAUUUCACCGCUUCCACAUUCUUAA
Brugia pahangi is the source of this 1413-nucleotide messenger RNA. The record is from the annotation of a GenBank genome assembly. Lineage: Eukaryota; Metazoa; Nematoda; Chromadorea; Rhabditida; Onchocercidae.